This is a messenger RNA of Panicum virgatum (switchgrass), 1352 nucleotides long. RefSeq names its product chloroplast processing peptidase-like. Gene Ontology annotation, biological process: thylakoid membrane organization. Gene Ontology annotation, molecular function: serine-type endopeptidase activity. Gene Ontology annotation, cellular component: chloroplast thylakoid membrane. Lineage: Eukaryota; Viridiplantae; Streptophyta; Magnoliopsida; Poales; Poaceae. The record is from RefSeq and is a predicted model, not a curated record. Bases 144 to 1067 code for a protein of 307 amino acids. The transcript has 6 exons.
CCACUAGCUUAUCCUACAUUCCUACUUCCUCCCCUCCACAACUCCAUCCCCAACCCAAAGUCAGCGGCUGACGCGGACGCCGGCGAGCCGCGCCGCCGGAGGACCCCCGCCUCCUGCCCAGCACACCGCCGGCCGCCGCAGCCAUGUGCUCCGUCCACUUCUUCCCCGCCGCCUCCCAGACCCGGGUCCCGGCCCGCCUCCUCAAGCCCUCUGCAAAGCCACCGUUCCCGUCCCCCCGCGUCGUGUCCACCGCCGCCUUCCACCACGGCGGCGGCGGCGGCAAUGCACAUGCGUGGCGCCGCCCGCACCUCUGGCUGCGGCGGGUGGUACGCGCCCCCGCGGCUCCCGCCGAAGCGCCGCCCGUGGGCCCCGACGGCGGGAGCGGGGGCGGCGGCGCGGGGGGAGGCGGCGGCGGGGAGGACGAGGAGGAGGAGGGGGAGAGGAAGGAGAAGGGCCUGCUGCCCGAGUGGAUGAACGUGACCACGGAGGACGCCAAGACGGUGCUGGCCGCGGUGGCCAUCUCGCUCGCCUUCCGCUCCUUCGUCGCCGAGCCGCGCUUCAUCCCCUCGCUCUCCAUGUUCCCCACCUUCGACAUCGGCGACCGCAUCGUCGCCGAGAAGGUUACUUACUACUUCAGAAAACCAUGUGUAAAUGACAUAGUAAUUUUCAAAAGCCCGCCAGUGCUACAGGAGGUUGGAUAUACUGAUAAUGAUGUUUUCAUCAAAAGAGUAGUUGCGAAGGGGGGCGAUGUUGUUGAGGUUCAUGAAGGAAAACUUGUUGUGAAUGGUGAGGCUAGAAAGGAAGAAUUUAUUCUUGAGCCACCUUCUUAUGACAUGAAUCCAGUGCAAGUACCUGAAAACUCAGUUUUUGUAAUGGGAGAUAACCGGAACAACAGUUAUGAUUCGCAUGUGUGGGGCCCUCUUCCAGCAAAGAACAUAUUGGGGAGAUCGGUUUUCCGGUAUUGGCCUCCUGGUCGCAUAGGUGGUACAGCCAAGGGUUGCCUCAACCCCGAACUGAGCCCUGAGACAAAGCCAGGAUCACUUAUUGAUGUCAAAUUGACCAAGUAGAAGUUGAUCAAUUAGUUAUUUUUUUCGCGACCGUGCCUAAGCACAUUUUUCAUUAAGAGGAAGAAGAAUGUGUUACAAGAGGGCUCGACUGCGGAAAGGAGCCCGCCUGACACAAAUACAAAAGAUCAUUACACCGUAAUUGUUGCGCGACCUGUGAGCCUGCCUAGAGCGGCUACCGCUAACUCCAACUGUUUGUACCCGGCUUGGUACCAAGACAUAAUCUCCUCUAUGACCCUAGACAAUAAAUCAUCGAUUGUUUGGACUCGGCGAUCGAAGGUCCUAUUA